This is a messenger RNA of Talaromyces stipitatus ATCC 10500, 5042 nucleotides long. RefSeq names its product chromatin remodeling complex subunit (Chd3), putative. The record is from RefSeq and is a predicted model, not a curated record. The coding region runs from base 1 to 4794 and encodes 1597 amino acids. Lineage: Eukaryota; Fungi; Ascomycota; Eurotiomycetes; Eurotiales; Trichocomaceae. The transcript is spliced from 3 exons. Gene Ontology annotation, cellular component: nucleus; chromatin. Gene Ontology annotation, molecular function: chromatin binding; DNA binding; ATP hydrolysis activity. Gene Ontology annotation, biological process: negative regulation of transcription by RNA polymerase II; chromatin remodeling.
AUGCCUUCAUCAGACAAGGACUUUUCGUCGGGGUCUGAGGAUGCAGAUGAGCUUGUUGUCGACUUGCUACAACAAUUCUCCUCAGUUGAACAUGCAACAAUUGGAUCUGUGAUUCGAAAUGCUCAGUCGCCGCCCCGAAAAUCUGUGACGCGACCCGUUACUUCCACCUCACUUUCACCUUCGAUUUCGGCGGUCCCAGCAAUACCAGUGGUGCAAUCUACCUCUACGCCUAAGAAGUUUCAAACUAUUACCGUUGAAGUCCCUCCAUUACCGUCAAAUGCGGGAGAUUACAAGUUCUUGCCUGGUCACUCAACGGCGUGGCGGGUCUGGGGACAAAAGCGCGCUGGUGGUAACCUACUUUAUGAAGUGGAACUUGCAAGUUCAGAGAAGGAAUGGUUAAAUGAGACCUUCGUGGGAACCUUGGAAAACGGUUCGGAAGCUAUCGCGAACUUCAAGCAGAAUGGCCCGCCGAAAGUUAGAAGAGCUCGAAGCUCUAUUACAAAUGACUAUGGAUCAGGGAGCUACAAAGGAUCUGGUUCAGAAGUCUCGAGAUCUUUUGAAGAAGAAGAUAUGGAGGAAGAUGAUGAAAUCGUGCUAGUCAGCUCCGCAGAGCGCCGAUGCAGUCGAUUGCCAGGUUCUAAACGUCGCGAAGCACGCGGUAAAUAUUAUGAUACGGACGAUGAAGACUCCGAUAGCCGACCAGUACGUCGAUCGCGCAGGGCCUCUAAGCAUAGAGUGACUCGGUCUGCACUUUAUUCAAAUGACGAGAAGUCAAGCGAUGAUGUCCUCAGUACUUCAACAACAGUAUUGCUGAAGAGGAGACGUUCGGAUAGACAGGCUACCCGUACCAUUAGACGCAUACAGGAACAUCACUAUGACGACAGCAAUUCUAAUUCCCGCAGUCGUGGUGUGCGGUCCUCAGCCAGAACCGGUCACUCUCACAGAAACAGUCUUAGAGAGAGGCUAGAGGAUGACAUACCUGAGGUAGAGGCAUCACAGACAGAGAAGAGAUUUUCAGGAGCCAAGGAAAAGUUCUAUCGACUGUCAAAUGAUGACCCCUUCAGACAACGUCAUCGUCAAGUAUGUGAUAGUUGCGAUAUCCAAGGAGAUGAUCGUGAGAAAGGUCCGCUGGUAUUCUGCCAGGGCUGCACAAGCGCCUAUCACAAGUCUUGUCUGGGUCCUCGAAGCCAACGGGAACAUCUCGUGACCAAAGUCGGCUGGGAUCACUUCGUACUACAGUGUCGUCGCUGUUUGGGAACCGCCCGAAAGAAGGAUACAAAUGCACCACAUCUAGGUCAUUGUACCGCGUGUAACGAAGAAAAUGCAGCCUCGCGGCCAUUUAGACAGCGACUCAAUUCCAAACAAGAACAGCAACAGCGCGAGAAGAACAGUGGGGAGGAUCCUAUUACACCAGUGAACGAUGACUUGAUCAACAAUGUCGAUAAUGUCAUGUUUCGGUGCGUCAAUUGUCAGAGAGCGUUCCAUCUGAAAGAACUACCACCAAUAUGCGGCCCAAACCUAGAGGACACGGAUACCUCAGAAUCAGAUGCCGAUCUUGCGACUGUGCGACUUACUGAAUACUCCAGGAGAUGGCAGUGUCAUACCUGCAUUUCAGCCCCCGGGGAGAUUGAAGCUCUUGUUGGAUGGCGACCGGUCGAUGCUGAUGCAUACAUUCCUGGAUAUACCGCUAAUGAUAUGAAUGAGGUCGAAAAGGAAUACUUGGUAAAGUGGAAGAAGAAGUCCUAUUAUCGCACCACGUGGAUGGAGGGCUCCUGGAUCUGGGGAGCUGGUUCCCACCUCAUGCGCAAGGUGUUUUUCAGGUCGCCCAAAGGCCUGAAACCUCAAAUGACUGCCGAGGAUGCCAUCCCAGAAGAUUACCUGAGAGUUGAUCUAGUGUUCGACGUCAAAUACACGAACACCGUCAGCGCACACUCAAAAGAAAUCGAUAUUGCAAGGGUAAAGGAUGUCAAGGAAGCCUAUGUCAAGUACAAGGGUCUGCUUUAUGAGGAUGCCGUAUGGGAGACCGUGCCUUCGCCAACAGAAACAGAACGCUGGAAUGACUUCAAAGCUGCAUAUGAGGACUGGGUCUUAAAGGAUUAUGUCAAGGUUCCCAAGGCUUCUUCUUUAAAACAACAUCUUGAAACAGUUCGAGAGCAGGACUUCCGAACGCUGGUGAAAAAGGCUCAGCCUGCUUGUUUGACUGGAGGCAAACUCAUGGAUUACCAGCUGGAUGGUCUCAAUUGGCUAUACUAUAAAUGGUACCAAAAGCAAAACGCCAUCCUUGCGGAUGAAAUGGGACUCGGCAAAACAAUUCAAAUCAUCUCUUUUCUCUCGACAUUGAUUGAAUAUCAUCGCUGCUGGCCUUUCUUGAUUGUUGUGCCAAAUUCGACUUGUCCAAAUUGGCGUCGUGAGGUGAAGAGGUGGGCACCGUCACUCUGCGUCGUUACAUACUACGGCAGUGUUGUAGCACGGAAACUUGCGCAUGACUUGGAAAUGUUCCCAAAGAAUGCACGAGAUCUCAGAGCCCAUAUACUUGUGACGUCCUAUGAAACCAUGGUCGACGACAAAGCUCGAAGAGUCUUGGCAAGUAUUCCUUGGGCUGGUCUUGUUGUGGAUGAAGGUCAGCGAUUGAAGAAUGACAAAAACCUUCUGUAUUCGUCUCUGUCCAGUAUCAACUUUCCGUUCAAGGUACUGUUAACUGGCACGCCACUGCAGAACAACAUUCGGGAGCUGUUUAAUCUCAUUCAGUUUUGCGAUCCGACCCAAAAUGCUGAAGACUUGGAGGCGGAAUAUGAGACUUUGACAAAGGAGAAUGUGCCAGAACUACAUGCAAUUAUUCGGCCCUUUUUCUUACGCCGUACAAAGGCGCAGGUUCUCACUUUUCUUCCACCAAUGGCACAAAUCAUCAUCCCGGUUUCAAUGUCCGUUGUGCAGAAGAAGCUUUACAAAUCGAUCUUGGCAAAGAACAGCAAAUUGAUCAAGUCAAUCUUCCAAAACAACCAAGAUGCACAGACAAAACAGAAUGAACGGCACAGCUUGAGCAAUAUUUUGAUGCAACUGCGCAAAUGCCUCUGUCAUCCCUUUGUAUACAGCAGACAGAUUGAAGAACGUACAUCAAAUCCCACCUUGUCGCAUAGAAAUCUUGUGGAAGCUUCAGGAAAACUUCGACUGCUUGAGCUGUUGCUACCAAGACUCAAGGAACGUGGUCACCGAGUUCUUCUCUUCAGUCAGUUUCUCGACAACUUAGAUAUUGUUGAGGACUUCCUAGACGGUCUCGGUCUAUUUUAUUGCCGCCUCGACGGAUCCAUGGGCGCUCAUGAGAAACAGAAGAAGAUCGAUGCGUUCAACGCGCCCGAUUCCACAUACUUUGCUUUUCUCUUAUCAACAAGGUCUGGUGGUGUGGGCAUUAAUCUUGCAACAGCAGAUACUGUCAUCAUUAUGGAUCCUGAUUUCAACCCACAUCAAGAUAUUCAAGCCCUAUCUCGCGCACAUCGUAUUGGACAGCAGAAGAAAGUUCUUGUCUUCCAGCUCAUGACUCGCGAAAGUGCCGAAGAGAAGAUCAUGCAGAUAGGCAAGAAGAAGAUGGCACUCGACCACGUUCUUAUCGAAAAAAUGGAUGCGGCCGAAGACGAAGGGCUGGACUUGGAAUCAAUUCUACGACAUGGCGCGGAGGCUCUUUUUGAGGACGAUACCAGUGGGGAUGUUCAUUAUGACGCGGAGUCUGUUGAGAAACUGCUUGAUCGUAGCCAGGCUGAGAAUACUCAAGUUGGGAAUGAUGCAUCCGCUGAAUCUCAAUUUAGUUUCGCGCGAGUAUGGGCGAAUGACAACGCUGCACUUGAAGACCGAUUAGGGGAUUCCGAUAGAGCUACGCCAGUGAACAACACUUUGUGGGAAAAGAUUCUUGCUGAGCGACAAAAGGCAGCGGACGAGGAAGCUUUGGCAAACGCACAAGCACUUGGAAGAGGGAAACGAAAGAGAACUGUGGUGAACUACUCCGCCAAAGAGAAACAGGAUGAACAACUUUCUCCUGGAGGUACUAAACGAGCCAUGGUCCAGGCUGAAAGCGACGAUGAAUUUCGCGCCAAGGAAGCGUCAUCCGAGAGCGAUGACGAGGGAGCGUUACUCGAAUUUGAGCAAGUCAAAAAGGCCAAAGCUCGUCCAUUCAAACGCGUCGACCCCAACAAGCCCACGCCGGACCCCACAAAUGGAAAUGCAGGCCAGCCUAAUAGACCUGUUGAUCGGUUGCUUCCAUGUCUUGCCUGCAAUCAGAUACAUCCCGUCGGCUAUUGUCCAUUGAAGCUCGCUGGUGUGGAACACUGUGCGCUUUGCGGAAUUGCUCAUCUUGGCUAUCAGCGGGUAUGCCCUCAUCUCAAUUCGGAAGAGCAAAUUUUGUCAAUGCUCCAGUCUUUAAGGCAGAGCACCGAGCCAAAGUGGCUUGUGGAUUCCGCCAGGCACUAUCUCUGCACCGUCAAAAGGGAGAAAGCAAAAGCCGACCGAAAUAGAUUUACAUCGGGUGAUUUUUCCAUGCCUCCUCAACCCAACACUAGUCAUUCCAUCGCACCGGAUGGCAGAGUUUUUGGCCUUUUUCCCCCUGUUUACGGUCAACUUCCCUACCCAGCGUACCCUCCCCCUUCAGCCAGCAAUCCGUAUUCGAGUCCCUACCCUAGCGUCGCCCCUACCCCCUCGUCCAGCUUUAACAUACCUCCAAAUGCGCCUUAUCCACCAGCCCCUCCACCGCAGUCUCUGCCACCGUCUAAUGGCUUCAAAAUGCCCCGGCCUUUACCUCCGCCAUGAGAAUUUCUGGGACCCAUUCGUGUUUUGUGAUCAUGUGCUUCAAUGCAAUCGAUUAGGUUUCUUGCGUUUUCUUGCGUAUCUUAUGCGAAAAGCAUGUUUGAUUUUUUUAUGAUUGAAGGGCGGUCGAUUGGUCUUUUAUGGUAUUUCUGAUGGAACGUACUAUUAAGCGAAAUAAUUCCUUAUGAUGUUAGAGGUCAAAAUUCAAUAUGCCAAUGCAGUAUAGUAAUAGAAUACCCAGGCUACCUUGC